Molecule: messenger RNA, 3105 nt
Organism: Sesamum indicum (sesame)
Lineage: Eukaryota; Viridiplantae; Streptophyta; Magnoliopsida; Lamiales; Pedaliaceae
Molecular function (GO): DNA binding; protein dimerization activity
Source: RefSeq, a predicted model, not a curated record
UGAACCCAUUUUCCUCCUUUUGCUGCCUCAUGUCCUCUUUCUUGAUUUUACUCUAGUUGAGCUGUUAUGAGCACAUUUGCGUGUUUCAUAAUUGGAUUCUUGUGUUUCCUUUCAAGAUUGUCAUGUACGAGGCGAAUUUACAUGAAAUGUCAAGAAGCUUCUUUGAACCCCUUUUCCCUUCUUUUCUAAUUCACAUGUUGUUCCUUGUUUUGCUGUAUUAAGGUCCAUAUGCAACACAUUUGCAUGUCUGGAAAUGGGUUCCUUUUCUUUCAUUUCCCCUCUUUCUCUUUGGUGUUUCUUUUGUCUUUUUUCUUUCUUGGGUUUUGGUGUUGGGGGAGAAUUUAAUGACUGCAAGGGCCUGAUUUUCUCCUUCUGUUUGAAGGUAGUUUUAGGAAAUGGCUUCUAAUAUGGAGCCAGUAGCAGUGACUUCACAGAAGCAUGAUCCUGCAUGGAAGCAUUGCCAAAUGUUUAAAAAUGGGGACAGGGUUCAGCUCAAGUGUAUAUACUGUGGAAAAAUUUUCAAGGGUGGUGGGAUUCACAGGAUUAAAGAACACCUAGCUGGCCAGAAAGGGAAUGCUGCCACUUGUUUAAGAGUUCAACCUGAUGUACGGUUGCAAAUGCUUGAGAGUCUGAAUGGUGUUGCUGUCAAAAAGAGGAAAAAACAGAAACUUGCAGAGGAGAUGUCAGGCUAUGAUAAUACAAAUACCAGUGGGGUUGAAGUAGUCAACAAUCAUUGUGGUUUGAAUACAGAGAUUGUUUUACUUCCUGUCCCUGAAAUGAUUGAACAUGAUGGGGAUGUGUAUGCAAACAGAGAAGAUGGUACGAGCAGCAAAACAAGUGGUAGAAAGAAAAAAGGGAGGGUUAGGAAAGCCCCUGAUUUUGUUACCUCUAAUACUGCAGCUUUAGCUAGUUUUCCCGCUAUGAAUUCUAAGAAAGUUAGCAAUACAGUUCAUAUGGCAGUAGGUCGCUUUUUCUUUGAUGUAGGAUUGCCUGUUGAUGCUGUUAAUUCUGCUUAUUUUCAACCAAUGAUUGAUGCAAUCGCUUCUCAAGGCACCGGAGUUGUUGGCCCCUCGUACCAUGAUCUUAGGAGCUGGAUUUUGAAGAAUUUAGUUCAUGAAGUCAGAAAUGAUGUUGAUCAAUGCACAGGAGCUUGGGGAAGGACUGGUUGCUCGAUCUUGGUAGAUGAGUGGAAUUCAGGAAAGGGUAAAACGUUUGUCAACUUUUUGGUGUACUGUCCAGAAGGGACAAUCUUUUUGAGGUCAACUGAUAUAUCACAUGCAAUAGAUUCUGCGGAUGUCCUUUAUGAAUUGCUGAAGGAAACAGUGGAUGAAGUUGGCUUGAGAAAUGUUCUGCAAGUGAUUACCAGCUGUGACGAUCGGUAUGUUAUUGCUGGGAAAAGACUUACAGACACUUAUCCAACUGUUUUCUGGACACCAUGUGCUGGUCGCUGCAUUGAUUUGAUGCUUCAGGACAUUGGCGAACUUCCAACUGUGAAGAUGAUACUUGACCAGGCAAAAUCAAUCUCGAGAUAUACCUACUCGAAUAGUGUUGUUUUAAACAUGAUGAGACGAUACACAUUUGGAGUGGAUUUGGUCGAUUUGGGAACUACUCGCUCGUCUACUGAUUUUAUGACAUUGAAAAGGAUGGUGAAUAUCAGACAUAAUCUGCAGUCAAUGAUUACUUCUGAGGAGUGGAUGGAAAGCCCUUACUCAAAGAAAUCGGAAGGUUUUGCAGUAUUAGACACUAUUAGCAGUCAGUCAUUCUGGUCCACAUGUGCCUUGGUAGCACGUUUAACGGAUCCGCUCUUACGACUAUUAAGGAUAGUUAGUAGUGAAAAGAGGCCUGCCAUGGGAUUUGUUUAUGCAGGAUUGUAUCGAGCCAAAGAGGCUAUUAAGAAGGAACUUGUGAAUAAGGAAGAAUACUUAGUUUACUGGAACAUCAUAGAUCGCAGGUGGGAACAACUUCAGCGCCACCCCCUUCAUGCAGCAGGUUUCUAUCUGAAUCCGAAAUUUUUCUACAGCCUUGAGGGAGACGCACAUCUUCACAUUCGGUCACUAGUAUAUGAUUGCAUAGAGAAGUUGGUUCCUGACCCUAAGAUCCAAGAUAAAAUUAUGAAGGAAACAGCCUCUUACCAUGGUGGCGUAGGAGACUUUGGGCGAAAGAUGGCUAUCAGAGCUAGAGAUACUUUGCUUCCCACUGAGUGGUGGCUAACAUAUGGUGGGGGAUGCCCUAAUUUGGCGCGCUUGGCUACCCGCAUUCUCAGUCAAACUUGCUGCUUGAUCCAUCAUAAACUAGAUAAAGUUCCUCUUGAACACAUGCAUGAGAGGAAAAAUUGCUUGGAGCAUCAGAGGCUCAAUGAUCUUGUCUUUGUUCAAUACAACAUGUCCAUGAAACAAAUGGUUUCAAGCAACAAACAACAAGAAGCUGUGGAUCCCAUUUCUUAUGAGCACAUUGACAUUGUUGAAGACUGGGUUAUCGAGAAAGAAUUAUGCUCAGAUGGCUCCGGGAAUACAGAGUGGAUGGCUGUUGAUCCACCUUUAGGUAACGUAAUGCUCUUAGGUCCACAAAUUGAUGAUAUUGAAGCCCUGGGUGCAGGUUUUGAUGAUCAUGAAAUUUUUGAUGCGGUGAAAGAUAGUGAAGAAGAAAAUGGAGAAGAGAACAUAGGCAACCACUAGAUUCUUGCCAAACCGACUUCCUUUUUUCAGGCAGCGGAGGAACAUGGAUGGAGGCUAAGUUGAGGAUGCAUCAUUAAUUAAGUUUAGAGCCUAAUAAAAUGAAUACAUAGCUCACUUGGAACUGAUUCACUCUGCGAAUUUGAAGGAGUUGUACAAACUUCUUUCUCGCGCUGCAAUCAUGUGGGGCUAAUAGCAUAGUCUCUGAAGAUAUAUUCAGUUUGCAUCUGACUGUGGCAUGACCGCUGCCAAGAGGGCGCUAUGCUCUUAAUUCUCUUGUAUCAUAUACCUCAGGGCCAUGACUUUGUGGUAUGAAGGUCUGAGGCUGAAAAUGAUCAAAGUUGUACAUCACUCGGUCAAAUAAAAUAGUAAGUGUAUACACGGACCUGCUGACGAAAUCAAGUUGAGUAAAAUAGGUCCAAAAAGUUGACAA